ACAAGAAAGUGUUAAACGUUCUAGGAAUAGCCGGAAACGGAAAUCGAAAACAAUAACAAACAAUCUGAGAAACUUAUUAUUUUUAUGUUUGUGCUCUUGGCAUAAUGAACCAAUAAUUUGCUCUGUUUGAAUGAUUCUUAAUAUGUGAUUUUGUUUCCUGACUGAUGCUAACAUUCGUUGAAUAAAGGAUUUCUAGGUGUGAUUUCCGUAACGGUACGGCAAUAUUCCUGAUUACUAAGGGAGUCAAUAAAAUUUUGAGUUAAUCCCUUGCAUUUCGCCAUGCUGAAACCAAGAAAGUUUGAAUUAUGUUUAUUCCUGUAUAAAAAUGUUUAAUUUUAAAGUAAUUUUUUAAAAAAAUUUUUUUUAUAUUUUCUAUCAAUCGAGCAAAAAUACGUUCAUACAGAACACUACUCUAUGCGGAGUAACAAAGAGAGUGCAAUCAAAUUUUAUCAUAGAGAGAAAUUAAAAAAAUAUAUAUAUAUCUUCACUGAAAUAAAGUUGGGAUAAAAUUUCAACAUGUGUGAUAAAACUUUCUCAUCGAAAUCUCAGUUAACGGUACACUGUGGUGCUCAUACUCAAGAGAAACCUUAUUCAUGCAGUGUGUGUAAAAAAUCUUUCACACAAAGAUCUUCUUUAAAAAAACAUUCUCUUGCUUAUACUAGACAGAAACCGUAUACAUGCAGUGUGUGUCACAAAUCUUUCACACAUAAAUGUUAUUUAAAUCAACACUCUCUUGUUCAUACUGGAGAGAAACUUUAUUCAUGUAGUGUGUGUGAUCAGUCAUUCACUCAUAAAUCUAGUUUAUAUAGGCAUGCCCUUGUUCAUACUAGAGAGAAGCCUUAUUCAUGCAGUGAGUGUGAUAAAACUUUCUCAUUGAAAUCUCAGUUAAAGACGCACUCUGUUGUUCAUACUGGGGAGAAGCCUUAUUCAUGCAGUGUGUGCAAUAAAAAUUUCUCGCAUAUAUCUUCAUUAAAGAAACACUCUUUUGUUCAUACUGGACAGAAACCCUAUUCAUGCAGUGUGUGUAAUCAAUCUUUUACACAGAAAAGUAAUUUAAAUCAACACUCUCUUGUUCAUACUGGAGAGAAACUUUAUUCGUGUAGUGUGUGUAAUCUGUCAUUCACACAUAAAUAUAGCUUGUAUAGACAUUCCCUAGUUCAUACUGGUGAGAAACCUUAUUCAUGCAGUGUGUGCAAUAAAACUUUCUCAUUGAAGUCUUAUUUAAAGAUACACUGUGUUAUUCAUACUGGAGAGAAACCCUAUUCGUGCAGUGUGUGCAAUAAAUUUUUCAGGCAUAAAUCUUCAUUAAAAAACCAUUCUCUUGUUCACACUGGGCAGAAACCCUAUUCAUGUAGUGUGUGUAAUCAAUCUUUUGCACAGAAAUAUAACUUAAAUCAACACUCUCUUCUUCAUAUUGGAGAAAAACUUCAUUCAUGUAGUGUGUGUGAUCAAUCGUUUACACAGCAACCAAGUUUAUCUAGACAUUUCCUUGUUCAUACAGGAGAGAAAACCUUAUUCAUGCAGCAUUUGCGAUAAAACUUUCUCAUUCAAAUUUCAGUUAAAGAUACACUCUGUUGUUCAUACUCGAGAGAAACCUUAUUCAUGCUGUGUUUGCGAUAAAAUAUUUGAGCAUUGAAAUUUCAGUUAAAGAUACACUCUGUUGUUCAUACUUGGAGAAACUUUAUUCAUGCUGCCUGUGCGUAAUAAAUCUUUCUCGCAUAAAUUUAGUUUAAAGAAACAAUCUUAUUAAUAUUGGAGAGAAAGCGUAUUCAUGCAGUUUCUGAAAUAAAUUCUUCACACAGAAAUUUAAUUUAUCUAAACAUUCUCAACAAGUUCAUUUGGGAAAGAAAACUUAUUCAUUCACUGUGUGUGAUCAGUCUUUCGCACAGAAAUAUAAUUUAAAUAAACAAUAUUUUCUUCAUUUUGAGAAAAACUUUAGUCUUGUGUGAUACUUCUUUCUGAUUCAAAUAUAUAGUUGAAUAAACAUUCUGUUGUUCUGACAUAUUGGAGAUUAUACUUAUAUGUGCAGCUUCUCAUUAAAAUUUCAGUAUAUGAUACACUGAUAUUCUUACUUAGAGAAACCUUAUUCAUACAGUUUGUGUAAUAAAUCUUUCUCACGUAAAUCUUA
Molecule: messenger RNA, 2128 nt
Organism: Parasteatoda tepidariorum (common house spider)
Lineage: Eukaryota; Metazoa; Arthropoda; Arachnida; Araneae; Theridiidae
Source: RefSeq, a predicted model, not a curated record